Daucus carota subsp. sativus is the source of this 396-nucleotide messenger RNA. Its product is annotated as blue copper protein-like. Lineage: Eukaryota; Viridiplantae; Streptophyta; Magnoliopsida; Apiales; Apiaceae. The coding region runs from base 1 to 396 and encodes 131 amino acids. The transcript is spliced from 2 exons. Gene Ontology annotation, cellular component: plasma membrane. Gene Ontology annotation, molecular function: electron transfer activity. The record is from RefSeq and is a predicted model, not a curated record.
AUGGCAAGCUCUGCUGCUAGACUUGCGGUCUUUUUCUUAAUACUACUAGCUGAUGCUGUCGUCCCGAGUUUGGGCUCAAGCUAUGUUGUUGGAGAUGUAUCAGGUUGGGCACUGAAUGUUGAUUAUAGUUUAUGGACCUAUGGCAAAACCUUCAAUGUUGGAGACAACCUUGUCUUCUACUAUGGAAGCGGCCAUACUGUAGAUAGAGUGAAUGCACGAGAUUACAGCUCCUGCUCAGUUGAAAAUCCGAUCACUACAUCUGACACGGGAUCAACAACCAUCACUCUGGAUUCUCCGGGCUAUUAUUACUUCAUCUGUGGUGCAAUUGGUCAUUGCAGUAGCGGGAUGAAGCUCGCUGUUGCUGUUGCAGCUAGCACAGUUAGUGUCUCUAUCUAA